AUGGUGGCUCUACAAUUAUCUGUGAACAAGGUUUGGGUAGACAGGGGCUAUCACCAGGGUCCCGAAGGCCUGAUAGGUGCCGAUGGAAAAAGAGGAGGCUGGGGGUGGAGCGGACGGGCGGUGAUCGACUCCAACUCAGGGUGUACUACGGGGUACGGAAUACUUAUCUGCCGUUUAAUAUGCGAAAGGUGUCAAGUGAUGGCCUGUCCUGGUAUUGUGCUUAUUGCCUAUUCAAUCAUGGUCGACAGUCCUGAGCCAAUCAGCGGGGCGGAUGGGGCGGUGAUGAGGCCCCAUGAGCGACCCGGUGACUGCCCGAUCGGGCAUAAUGGCGAUGACGGGCCCGAGAUGGAGCAACAGCAAAAGCGAGGAGGCUGGACCAAGAAAACCAUCAGUCCGACCUUUCGAUGGAGUACGAGGAGUCGGAGCUGUCCACACGGACAGUGA
Molecule: messenger RNA, 444 nt
Organism: Aspergillus costaricaensis CBS 115574
Lineage: Eukaryota; Fungi; Ascomycota; Eurotiomycetes; Eurotiales; Aspergillaceae
Exons: 5
Coding region: 1-444 (147 amino acids)
Source: RefSeq, a predicted model, not a curated record